Messenger RNA from Guillardia theta CCMP2712, 444 nucleotides. RefSeq lists its product as hypothetical. The record is from RefSeq and is a predicted model, not a curated record. The transcript has a single exon. Lineage: Eukaryota; Cryptophyceae; Pyrenomonadales; Geminigeraceae. The coding region runs from base 1 to 351 and encodes 116 amino acids.
AUGCACACGAUCGCACCUACCAUUCUCGACAGCAAGACCCUACGACGACCCAUUCUCCAUCGACCUGUUCUUCGCCUUACCGACGAGCAGUGGUCCUACGUCACGAAAGCCCAGCAUGUCGCCGCCAGCCGAAAGCUCGAGGUGCAGGCGGACGGGCAGAAGCUGUUGGAGAACAUAGCGGAGGCGAAGCGGAGGUACGGAGAGAAGCUGAAGGCAGUGCAGGAGAGGGAGGAUGGAACGGAAUCUGCGAGGACGAGGAGGGCAGCGUUUCCACAAUUGAAGGAGAUCGGGAGGUCGGAGUCAUAUAGAGACGUGACUGAGGGAAUCAAGGACCCCUCGUGGGGCAAUUAGUUUGCCAAUGUGAAAGAGUUUGCUGAGACGUUGUUUGUUAUCGCUAUUGCAUUGAUGUAUCAUAGAAUGUAAAUAGAAACAAAAGUGAUCUGG